Messenger RNA from Physella acuta, 1032 nucleotides. Its product is annotated as collagen alpha-2(IV) chain-like. The record is from RefSeq and is a predicted model, not a curated record. NCBI's taxonomy places the organism in Eukaryota, Metazoa, Mollusca, Gastropoda, Physidae.
AUGCUGCUAAUUAACUUCAUCUCAUUCAUCCCACUCUACCAAGACUCACCUGGGUACCCACUCUACCAACACUCACCUGUCUUUCCUGGGUACCCACUCUACCAAGACUCACCAGGGUACCCACUCUACCUAGACUCGCCUGUUUUUCCUGGGUACCCACUCUACCAAGACUCACCAGGGUACCCACUCUACCUAGACUCGCCUGUUUUUCCUGGGUACCCACUCUACCAAGACUCACCAGGGUACCCACUCUACCAAGACUCACCUGGGUACCCACUCUACCAAGACUCAUCUGGGUACCCACUCUACCAAGACUCACCUGGGUACCCACUCUACCAAGACUCACCUGGGUACCCACUCUACCAAGACUCACCUGGGUACCCACUCUUCCAAGACUCACCAGGGUACCCACUCUACCUAGACUCGCCUGUUUUUCCUGGGUACCCACUCUACCAAGACUCACCUGGGUACCCACUCUACCAAGAAGCACCAGGGUACCCACUCUACAAGACUCACCUGUCUUUCCUGGGUACCCACUCUACCAAGACUCACCAGGGUACCCACUCUACCAAGACUCAUGUCUUUCCUGGGUACCCAUUCUACCAAGAAUCACCAGGGUACCCACUCUACCAAGACUCACCAGGGUACCCACUCUACCUAGACUCACCUGUCUUUCCUGGGUACCCAUUCUACCAAGACUCAUCUGUCUUUCCUGGGUACCCACUCUACCAAGACUCACCAGGGUACCCACUCUACCUAGACUCACCUGUCUUUCCUGGGUACCCAUUCUACCAAGACUCAUGUCUUUCCUGGGUACCCACUCUACCAAGACUCACCAGGGUAACCACUCUACCUAGACUCACCUGGGUACCCACUCUACCAAGACUCACCUGUCUUUCCUGGGUACCCACUCUACCAAGACUCACCAGGGUACCCACUCUACCAAGACUCACCAGGGUACCCACUCUACCAAGACUCUGUGAGAGCUCACUAUCAACAAGCCAGUCUGAUCUGCUCACGAUCUGUAUGUAA